ACGAUCACUUCAGAAAUCGAAGAGAACUCCGAACAUUGAUAAUCAUGUCUUCUCCGACAAUUUCGUGCCGAAUAUUCGGCUGUGUGCUCUUGAUCUUGUUGUUGCAAUAUGCAAGAAAAUCCUAUUACUUGGAGACUAUUUUAGACUCUUUGCGAUGUCUUGAAAAUAUGCUUAGCAAACAAACCGAACGAAAUACAUUAUGUAGUGUGCCAACCGAGAAGCUACGCAGCCUGAUUUCAGAUCAAAUAUCUUACGACAGCAAUGAACCCAAUGAGAACUACAUCCAAUAUCUCUUAAUGUCGAAAAAGCUAAAGCAAGAAAAGAAAAUUAAGGAAGGCACGGCGAGAUCACUGAAUGCCAAUAAAAACGUAAAUGUUAAUGAAAAUUUCAACACCAAUCUUGAUGCCAAACGGCAUCAUAGACGUUCUUUUCGCAGUGAUGAUUCACGUUUACGCAAAUCGCGCAUUCAAAAUACGAAUAGUAAUGUCAAUUAUAAUAGCAACGUAAACGCAAACGAUAUAUUCGAUGCAUUCGAGACGCCUUAA
This is a messenger RNA of Trachymyrmex septentrionalis, 545 nucleotides long. RefSeq lists its product as uncharacterized. Bases 45 to 545 code for a protein of 166 amino acids. The record is from RefSeq and is a predicted model, not a curated record. Lineage: Eukaryota; Metazoa; Arthropoda; Insecta; Hymenoptera; Formicidae. The transcript has 4 exons.